Aphidius gifuensis is the source of this 2616-nucleotide messenger RNA. RefSeq names its product protein PFC0760c-like. The transcript has 4 exons. NCBI's taxonomy places the organism in Eukaryota, Metazoa, Arthropoda, Insecta, Hymenoptera, Braconidae. The record is from RefSeq and is a predicted model, not a curated record. Gene Ontology annotation, cellular component: condensin complex; nucleus. Gene Ontology annotation, biological process: meiotic chromosome condensation; mitotic sister chromatid separation. Bases 288 to 2591 code for a protein of 767 amino acids. Gene Ontology annotation, molecular function: chromatin binding.
UACUCUUUUUUUUUUAUUAUCAGUAUCUUAAAUCUUUUAUCUUUCGCGCGUGAACCUAACGAAUCGAACUGAAAGACGGACCUCUUUCCGGUUUAAGCAUAGUGAAGGUAUAUAUAAUAUACACUUGAAAGUUUUAUAUAUUAAUAAAAAAAAAAUAAUAAAAAACACAAGUGUAUGUCGCUAUAAAGAAAAUGGCUAUCAAAAGUUGAUGCAAAAAUCAAGGUGUCUAUUAGCAUUUGACAGGAAUGAUUUAAUGAAUAAUAAAUAAUUAUUAAAUAAAUAAAAAAAUGGAUUCGUUGCACGAGAUAAGUGCUGAAUUAAUGAAGCCAAUUAAAAAUUUGGUUGACUGGAAUUUCCCAAUGUCAGAGAUUCUUGAUAAAUACAAUGAAACAUUAGAUAAAAAACCAGAAGAAUUAAAAUUUGGUGAAGCAGCUCUUGUUAUACAAAAUUCUGCAAAUAUUUAUGAUAAAAGAAUUGAAUUACUUCAUAAUGAUACAUUAAAAUUAAAUAAAUCAUUUCAAGAAUGUGAAGAACAAAAUGAAUUGGAAAAAACUAAAACUAAAAAAGAACGUAAAAAACGUGAUGAAUUUAAUUUUGACAAUUUUGAAUACAUUGAUUUUUCAAAAGAUAUUGGUAAAAAUAUUAAUUUAAAAAAUGAAGAAAAUCAUUCAAUUGAAUUGUUACCAUCAAGAUAUCCACAAUUAGAAAAAUGUCCUAGUCAUAAUUUUUCAAUAAAUAUAUUUGACGUUAAUGGUGAUGUUAUUGGAAAAAAAUAUGAUUAUUUAUUAAAUGGUCAUGUAACAUCAUCAAAUAUGUUGGUUGAUGAAUUAACACCUGAAGAUUUUACAGAUGAUGAUGAUGAUUAUGAUGAUGACAAUGAUGAUAAUGAUAAUGUAAAUUAUGUAAAUAUAAAAAAUCAAAAAGAUGAAAUAUUAGCAUCAUCAAGUUAUUGUGCUAAUGAUUAUACAGAUGAUUUUAAUGAUUGUGAUGUAUUUAGUCCAUUUGCUGAAUCAGGAUAUGAAACAAUAAGUGAUACACCAAGUUCCAGAGGUAAUUCAUUCAAUGAAUCAAUUCGUGGUGAUGAUGAUGAUGAUCAUGUAUUUACACGCUCACCAUUGACGACUCAAUUAAAUUCACGUGUUGAGUCCGAAAUAAAUAAUUUAAAUGACAAAACAACAAUUAGUGAUGAAACAAUAUUAACAGAGGCAACAACAAGUACUUUAAAUCUUUUAAAAAAUUCAAAAACAAGAGAAUCAUUUGAAACUGAUGCUGGAUAUACAUCAGGUGAUCCAGAUGAUGUUAAUCAAACAUUACCAAAAAUAAUAAACAAUUCUGAUAAUAUAGAAAAUCAAUUUAAACAAUCUACUACUGAUCCUCCAACUGACGAUAAAAUACCACAAAAUAUAAAAGAAUUAUCAGAAAAAAAAUGUACUGACAAUCUUCGUCGUAGUAAACGACAAAAAGAUAAAAUUAUAAUAUCAUUUGAGCCAUUUCCAGUUACUGAAAUUCCUGAUGUAACACCAAAAAAUAUAUCUAAUAAAUUAGCAUCAUUAAAAACAAUAAUACAAUCAACAAAAAAAAGAAAAUCAACAGUUAAAAAUAUAAAACGUAAAAAAUUUAAACAACACAUUGAUAAUUCAGAUGAUAAUAAAUUAAAUAUUAAAAAUGAAAAUGAGCAAUUAUCAACAUAUAAAUUGUGUGAAAAAAAUAAAAAAGAAAUUAAACAAUAUGAAAAAUUAUUAAAAGAAAAAUAUAAUGAUUUAUAUGUUGCUGUUGGUAGUGAUGAUUUAUUAGGUUUUAAACUUCGUAUAACUGAAUCAGAAAAUAUUAAAAAAGAAAUUAAACAAUAUGAAAAAUUAUUAAAAGAAAAAUAUAAUGAUUUAUAUGUUGCUGUUGGUAGUGAUGAUUUGUUAGGUUUUAAACUUCGUAUAACAGAAUCAGAAAAUAUUAAAAAUAAAAACUGUUUAUUAGAGAAAAAUCAAAGCUCAACUCUAGAUGAUCCAGGUGGUGAUAUACUUUUUAAAACUCCAGGGAUACCAUGUUUAGAUGAUUCAAUAACACAAGAGUUUAAUGAUACAAUAAGUUUUAAUGACGAUUGUAUCAGUCCAUCACCAGAAGCAUCAUGCUCGUAUACACCACCACUAUCAUCACCACCACCAGAUUACGAUGAUAAUUCUGAUCAAUCAGAUGAUCCUGGUCCUGAUGAAUAUCAAGAUAUGACAUUAACUUAUGAAAAACGAAUUGAACUAAAAAUGAAAGAACUUCAAGAUGAUUUUGAUAGUAAAAAUGACAGAGUUAAUGAAACAUCACGAUGGUUAAAAACAAUGGAAAUUCUUAAAAUUGCUGAAAAACGUCCAAUAUUUCAUGUACAUGAAUAUGGAAAUAAAAUUAUUAAAAAUUUAAAACGUUCACAUGAAAAUCGUCUUAGUUUUGAUGAUAUUGUGACAACAGAAGAGCCAGAAGAUAUUGCAAGAUUAUUUUUAGCUUCUCUUCAUUUGGCAAAUACACAUGAAGUGGAUAUUCAUGUUACCACAAAUAAUAGUUUAAGUAAUGUAGAUUUAAGACUAAAAAGUUCAAAUAGUUCAUUAUAAGAACAUCAGAGUGGUAUUGUUUUUU